This is a messenger RNA of Hordeum vulgare subsp. vulgare (domesticated barley), 1116 nucleotides long. RefSeq names its product BAG family molecular chaperone regulator 1-like. Lineage: Eukaryota; Viridiplantae; Streptophyta; Magnoliopsida; Poales; Poaceae. The transcript has 2 exons. Bases 219 to 731 code for a protein of 170 amino acids. Gene Ontology annotation, molecular function: protein binding. The record is from RefSeq and is a predicted model, not a curated record.
UUCGUUGACGCCUUUGACAAACAUGUGCACGCUUCCAAAGCUUGUCCUGCUGCAUGCCAUGCCACCCCCCAUUGCCUCCCUAGCUAUAGCUCGCCUCGCCUCCUAUAUAUACACAGCAAAGCCCUGUUCCUACAGUCACCACCGGCUCAACUGCGCCUCAACACCAACUGCAAGGAACAACAGAGUUAUCAGGGAAAUAUUAGCUGCCAUUUGCGACCAUGUUCAAGCUGAGGUGCCCCAACCCCAAGAGGCUUUUCAGGAGGAGUUCCUCCAAGAUCAGCAGGUCUAGUAGCAGCUGCAGCAGCAGCAGCGACAGCGGCAACGAUGCCUCCGGUGGCAUCCGUGGAGGCGGCGGCAGCGGGGAGAUCGAGUGGGAGGUGCGGCCGGGGGGCAUGCUGGUGCAGAGGAGGGACGGGAGGGGGGACGUCGAGGUCAUCACCGUCAGGGUGGCCACCGGCUACUCCUGGCAGGACGUCUCCAUUGGAGCCACCUGCACUUUUGGUGAGCUAAAGGUGGUAGUGUCUAUGGUGACGGGCUUGGAGCCGAGGGAGCAGCGGCUGCUGUUCAGGGGCAAGGAGAGGGAGGACAGUGACUACCUCCACAUGGUUGGGGUGAGGGACAAAGACAAGGUGCUGCUCUUUGAGGACCCUGCCCUCAAAGACAUCAAGCUUCGGGCCACGCUCGCGGCCCAGGCCAUGCAGAGCCCGUAUCAGACUUUUAUCAAGGUGUAGGCCAACCAGCCUCGCCCACCGCGCUAAUGUUAGGGUAAAUCAACCGCACCAUCAGACAUCAACUAGUCAGGUCUCACAAGAGUUGCUAACAAAAAGCAUACCUGGAACCUGAUGCUGUGAUGCAUGGUGUGGUUCGCUGUUGUUGGUCAGUACUUGAGUACCACUCCAUGGAAUGUAAGGGCAAAUGGCCUCCCUGUGUGAGAGUUAGGGUACUACCAACUUUUAAUUAAUUAUAAUUGCGUGGUUAUGCAAUUUGUAGCUAGUUGCAAGUUUAAGUUCUUUAUACUAGAUGCUGGAAGGGCCAGUUUACAGGAAUUGCAAGUCUAACUGUGCAUGUCAUGCAGGGUAUUAAGUUAGAGCAUCUCCAGCUGCCCUAUUUUAGGUU